Molecule: messenger RNA, 711 nt
Organism: Lacerta agilis (Sand lizard)
Lineage: Eukaryota; Metazoa; Chordata; Lepidosauria; Squamata; Lacertidae
Gene: FAM229A
Product: family with sequence similarity 229 member A
Exons: 4
Coding region: 172-576 (134 amino acids)
Source: RefSeq, a predicted model, not a curated record
CCAUCAGCAGAGAGAAGGCCAGGAUGCAUUGUGAUGCAAGCGUAGCCCUUCCGAGUCACAAUGCCUCUGAGCCGCUGCCUCCCUCUGGGCUCCGUCCCAGCCUGCCCUUUGCAAUAGGCGCUUCAACCUGCCCAGUAGACUCUUAGGGAGCACUCCUCCGCCUUUGAUAGGAUGGGUAGCGGCUGUCCUCUUGCCCUUUGCCUUGGGAGCAGUGAAAUGUAUUGGGCUGGACUGGACUGGAGUCCGUUUAGAGUGCCUGGGGCGAACUUUUCUCCACACCAGGAAAAGGCCUCCCCUGCGCAAUUUCUGUGUCAGGUUUCAGUUGAAGGUACAAGACAGGUCUGGGGCUCGGACAUGAGCUCCCAAGAGACCCCACAAGCUCGGAGAUUUCCAAUAGAGGCAGGAGAUUCUCCCAGCCUGGCGACUGCCCCCGAAACACAGGAGCCAGUUGCCCCUGAGCGCACUGCAACAAGGCAGCUGCGAAGAUGUCCAGGGUGCCACUGCCUGACCCUGCCCAACGUCCCCAUUGACGUCUACAUUGCCAUGGGUGGGAGCCACAGGCCACGAACCACCUGAAGGCUCCCCUAGGUCGGGCUCGAGUGCUGAGGCCACAGCGGCUGUCCCAGGAAACACACUGACAGCCGGACAACAGCAAAGCAAGCCACACAGAACAGUGACGCACAUUUUAAUAAAAGGACACCUUAAAAUGUU